AUGCGGCGGGGCUCAUCCAUGGGGCUGCGGUCUCUCGAACUUCUCACCCUGCUAUUCACCUUCCUUAUUCCCUUUACGUCCGCCAUACAUUUCGAUCUUAUUCCGGGCACACAUUCGGGAAAACAUGAGAGAUGUAUACGGAACUUCGUGGGCCGUGACCAGCUCGUUGUCAUCACGGCCACAGUAAGCGGUCACAAAGGUGAUGGACAGGUUGUGAAUAUGCAUGUCAAGGGUUCCCUGGGUGACGAUUAUGCCAAACCAAAGGACAUAGCCGGCGAAAUCAGACAGAUGUUUACAGCUAGUGCCGACUCCUCGUUCGAUGUCUGCUUCGAGAACCUCCUCUCCGGCCGAAAUGCUGGCAACAACCCUUCUCGUCAGGUCGAAUUAGACAUUGAUAUUGGUGCUGAUGCACGCGACUGGGAUGCCAUCAAGGUCCAAGAGAAACUGAAGCCAGUUGAGGCCGAUCUACGCCGCAUUGAGGCAAUGGUUAGUGAGCUUGUUGCGGAAAUGGACUUCAUGCGCGCACGAGAGCAGAAGCUCCGAGACACCAACGAGAGUACGAAUGAGCGAGUUAAAUGGUUUGCUUUUGGCACAAUGGGCAUGCUGGUUGGCCUUGGUGUCUGGCAGGUGGUCUAUUUGAGAGCCUAUUUCAGCCGCCGUUCCCAAGUUCCCUCGACAGCUCUCUCACCAACACCGCGCGCGUGCUUCUCAAAUCGUCGCAAUGCCAGCAUACCCUACGCGAACAAAUACCCAAUAUCUAGCCUAGGCUAUCGGUGUUUAAGCUUCUCUUCGCGAUUGAGUAGCAAUGGGAGCGCGAAAAACAAGGCUGGGAUGGCGGAUGAAGAGCUUGCGGCCGGACAAACAAAGGGUGAACUAGAGGUCGGGGAGAUGGAAGGCAUUACCUUUAAGGUAGAGCCUCUAAAGAGGAAAGGGGAAGAUGACAGUACGAAGAGAGCGAGGCUGUUAUACCAGAGCCGCAAACGAGGAACUCUAGAGUCAGACCUGCUUCUAUCGACAUUCGCAUCUACAUAUCUGGGCAAGAUGACGAGGGCCCAGCUGGAGGAAUACGACCGGUUCCUGGACGAGAACGACUGGGACAUCUACUACUGGGCAACACAGGAGGCUCCAUCUGAAGGAACUGAGCCUGCCUCGAAGCCCAAGGACGAGCUCACGGAGACAUGGAAGAGCGGUGCUGCAAAGAGCGGCGAGUGGGCGCAGACGGUGGGAGCCUUCAAGCCCGCGUACCGUCCUGUGCCCCAGCGCUGGGCCGAGUCGGAGGUGCUCUCUCUACUGCGCCAGCAUGUCCUCAGCAAGCGCGCUGGCGAGGGCGAGGGAACCGGCGGUGGCCUGGGGAGGAUGCCCAACAUCGAGCUCUUCAAGUCGUAG
Molecule: messenger RNA, 1386 nt
Organism: Arthroderma uncinatum
Lineage: Eukaryota; Fungi; Ascomycota; Eurotiomycetes; Onygenales; Arthrodermataceae
Product: TPR repeat protein
Exons: 5
Coding region: 1-1386 (461 amino acids)
Biological process (GO): protein-FAD linkage; mitochondrial respiratory chain complex II assembly; mitochondrial electron transport, succinate to ubiquinone
Cellular component (GO): mitochondrion
Source: RefSeq, a predicted model, not a curated record